Neltuma alba is the source of this 1121-nucleotide messenger RNA. RefSeq lists its product as uncharacterized. Gene Ontology annotation, cellular component: chloroplast. The transcript is spliced from 5 exons. The record is from RefSeq and is a predicted model, not a curated record. The coding region runs from base 238 to 897 and encodes 219 amino acids. Lineage: Eukaryota; Viridiplantae; Streptophyta; Magnoliopsida; Fabales; Fabaceae.
UGUGUUUUGUUGGGGCGGCAAUUCGUUUCUUGUUCGGCAUUCCACACUUCGUCGAGCUCGCUGUUGGACGCCGCCCACCGUUAUCAGCCCUGCGUGGCUGUUCUCCGGAAGGAAUUGAAGAAGGUACGAACUUUGUCUCCUCACAAAAUCCGGUAAUACUUCAGCUAAAGGUUUAACUUUAAACCUGUUUAAGUGCUGGAGUGUGACGUGUGAAUUUUUUGGUACCUGACCUGUUUGAUGAAAAUGGAGACCCAAGUUGCAACCUGCUAUUUGACCUUCAUCAAAAAAAUAUCUUGUUUGCACCAUCUUCCAUCUAAUUCAUGUAUGUCACCACUAAAAUUUGACCCCCUCUCUCACAUGUCCCCAACCUUAAGAGCAAACACUUCAUCUAGAUUGCGAUGGAUGCCUAUUCCAAAAUCACGGCAGUCUCUUCAAAUUUGCCUAGCUGGUGGAAGAGGAAUGAUGGAAAAUAACAAUGAGGAUUCUCCAUGGAAGGGAAGGUCAAUAGAGGAGGUACUACAGCAGCUGAUUGAAAAGCAAAAAUAUGACAAUGGGAGCAGUGGGGUAAAGCCUCCAAGAGGGGGUGGCGGCGGCGGCUCUGGUGGAUCAGGGGAGGGAGGCUUUGCCGGGAAGUCUAAUGAGACUCUUCAAGUUGUUUUAGCUACCAUUGGAUUUCUGUUUCUGUAUAUCUAUGUCCUCACUGGCGAGGAACUCACAAAGCUAGCUAGGGACUACCUGAACUAUCUCUAUAGUGGAAGACGAAGUGUACGAUUAAAGCGUGCCAUGUUCAAAUGGGAACGACUCUGCCAGGGCCUGACAAAUAAGGUGGUGGAUAGGCAUUGGUUGGAGAAGGCUAUGCUCAAAAGGAAUUACUUGCUGCCAAAAUCAAAUCAAUAAAUUUUUCUGGACUUUUGUAUCAUCCUGUCUUGAUCUUCCCUAUGUUUCCCCCAUUGAUAAGAAAAGAUAGAAAAAGUGUUUGGCUAAAUCAAUAUGAAUAUAAAGGUUUCUCUUUUUAGGACAUUUGAGAACGUGAGAUUUACGGUUAUGAAUAAUAUCACUUGCAGAUUUUUGCACAACUUCUGUGACCAUGUGUGUUUAGAUGUGUGAUUUUUAAGUGGGAA